AUGCUAUCGAAAGCAACGAGAAUUUCAAGUGGGGAGCCGGACAAUGUCCCAAGUGAAGACGACUAUUCGUAUGGCACUAUAAACUAUGAUGAAUUCACACCAAUACCAGGUGCAGCGCCUCCAGGGUUACACCUAAGCAGCGAGGACUAUGAAUCGGGGGAGGUCGCAGAGUUGUGCACAGCUGUAGGCCUAGAAACUGGCCGCGGCCUGCUUCCAGUCGGGUGCAACCAGUCAUGCACAGAGAAAGGAGAUUUAUUUUUGCCAAACGACACGCUGUGCAUUGAAAUGUCAAGCCAAAACGUCUCCGCAAUCGAGAACUUCAGUAAUUUUUCAUGUCUUUUAGGCAAAUGUAAUGACGGUAUUUGUGAAAGCUGCGGUAUCUGUACGUGGUGCUUUAAGCGCCCAAUUAUGAAUAUGCCAGUUUGAAAUUAAAUGGUCGCUUGU
Molecule: messenger RNA, 444 nt
Organism: Dermacentor silvarum
Lineage: Eukaryota; Metazoa; Arthropoda; Arachnida; Ixodida; Ixodidae
Product: evasin P1243-like
Exons: 5
Coding region: 1-426 (141 amino acids)
Biological process (GO): negative regulation of chemokine activity
Molecular function (GO): C-C chemokine binding
Source: RefSeq, a predicted model, not a curated record